AUGAAGCCGGCAGAGCGGGCCAAAUCACUGGAGGUCCUUCAGUUAGAGUUGGAGCCCGUGAACAACCAAGCCAGGAGGGCCUUUGCUCGUUUGAGGCAGAACCUGGUGCAGAGACGCAGGACUCAUCUCGGUCACCGAAGGGCCAUCAUCCAGGGCAUCCCUGGCUUCUGGGCCAAAGCCAUUGUGAACCACCCCGAGAUGUUGGCCAUGAUCAGCGAUGAAGAUGAAGACUUGCUUAGCUACAUGAUCGACUUGGAGGUGGAGGAAAUCAGGCAUCCCAUUCACUGCUGCAAGAUCAUGUUGUUCUUUCGGAACAACCCGUACUUCCGGAAUAAAGUGAUUAUUAAGGAAUAUCUCAUUAAUGUCACCGGAUACAGGGCAUCUCAUUCCACUCCAGUUCAGUGGUAUCAGGAUUAUGAACAUGAGGCUUAUAGCCGCAGGCACCACAACAGCAGUGUUAACUUCUUCAACUGGUUUUCUGACCACAACUUUGCAGGAUCUAACAGGAUCGCUGAGAUCAUCUGUAAAGACCUAUGGCUCAAUCCCCUGCGGUACCACAUGAGGAUGCAGGUGCCUGGACAGGGAACCGAGAGGGCAGGUGAGCAGCUCAGGAAGUAG
Cynocephalus volans (Philippine flying lemur) is the source of this 618-nucleotide messenger RNA. RefSeq names its product testis-specific Y-encoded protein 3-like. Gene Ontology annotation, molecular function: histone binding; chromatin binding. The record is from RefSeq and is a predicted model, not a curated record. Gene Ontology annotation, cellular component: chromatin; nucleus. The transcript is spliced from 6 exons. Bases 1 to 618 code for a protein of 205 amino acids. Gene Ontology annotation, biological process: nucleosome assembly. NCBI's taxonomy places the organism in Eukaryota, Metazoa, Chordata, Mammalia, Dermoptera, Cynocephalidae.